CGACUCUCUGUUGCCUUGGCUACCUGAUUUUGUACACACAUCAUGAAAAAUAUUGCAAUUCCAGCAUCCCUAUCCCCAAACCACACACUUUCUUUAGUCUCACAUCCGUUUCUCCUGUCGUUGCUCGAAUCAUGUUGCGUAUACACAAAGAUAAACGGCAACCAGCCACCAAUUCUCUCUUCGACAUCAUCAAUUUGGAUGAUUACAAGCCCAAGCUGUAUCAGCAGUACAUUCGCAUGUCCGCUCUGAAUCAGACGAAGCUGAAUCAAGCUGAUCAGCGCAACUUGAAAGCAUUGAGCACUACAGUACCUCCAUUGCUGUUCAGAGCCUACUCGCUAGAAGGCGCAAAAAGAACAAAGGGGUUUUGUAGCCCAGAGUUCUUUCGUCCGCCUACAGACAUGAAUACUAACAAGUAUUGCUACGAUUCUCUUUUUGAUAUGCCCAUCGAGGAAGUAAAAGUGAUGGGAGGUAACCAUCUAAUGUGGAAGGAUCGAAACGACGAUCAGUUCAUCAGCUGGUCACGAUCCAUGCUUUUCGCCAUCGAGCACGCACUUGGCCGGUCACGAAAAGGUCAAAGCCAGUGUUAUAUCUCUGCGAUGGAGACCAGCCAAGCACAAACCACUUGCACUAAUACCAGAAAAGACGAACAGAAAGCCGAAUUCUUCUGGGCCACCGAUGUUAUGAACGCUUACAAGAUUCGGGAUUGGCAAGGCUGGCAGAACUUUGACCACAGCGGCUUGCAUCCACGCAAACUUACUCACGAAGUGUUGUCGGUUGGCGUCAUUCAGGUCAAUGACCAUACGAAGUACAACCAUGUCGACCUACAAGACUUGAUCAACUGUGGACUGUUUAAGGAAUACGAAUUUCCCGCGCCGUGGAGCGUUGAGUCCUGAAUAUAUUUGCGAAAAGGAUCUGCCUUGGGAGUCUCGCUACUACCAGGAAGUUCCUGAGAUCCCGACCGAAGACCUUUGUUUCGCCUUCCAAGCGGCACUCCUGUUUCGCAAUCAAGAUCGUGAAUAUAACUGUCGGAAAGUUUCA
Pseudovirgaria hyperparasitica is the source of this 1038-nucleotide messenger RNA. RefSeq lists its product as uncharacterized. NCBI's taxonomy places the organism in Eukaryota, Fungi, Ascomycota, Dothideomycetes, Acrospermales, Acrospermaceae. The transcript has 3 exons. The record is from RefSeq and is a predicted model, not a curated record. The coding region runs from base 132 to 893 and encodes 253 amino acids.